Messenger RNA from Rotaria sordida, 1659 nucleotides. NCBI's taxonomy places the organism in Eukaryota, Metazoa, Rotifera, Eurotatoria, Philodinida, Philodinidae. The record is from the annotation of a GenBank genome assembly.
AUGCUUGAUGAAAAAGAAAGUUUACGACCAUAUCCAAUUGAUCCCAUACAAGAUCGAGUUGUUCGUAAAAUUUUACGUAUCAAAGAAAAAGGUCCUGUAUCAAGAACAAUAGGAUUUUUUUCCAAUAUAUCUCAACGUGUAACAUAUCCUAUUAGUGAAUAUAUCAAAGAAAAAUCGAAGGGAAAAAUUUUUGAAAAAAAAGAAGCAAAUGAAAUUAUUUUUCCACUUGUUUGUACACCGAUUGAUGCAAUAGAUUCAAAAUUUUUCUAUGCAAUUCGAGAUGGAAAAAUAUGGUUUAAACCAAUUGCUGCUCAUCAAGAUUGUCGAUGGAGAUUAUUAGGUAAAAAUGGUUAUGCUAAUAAGAAAACAACUCCAUUAAUAUCUGUAAGUGCUGAUGGUAAUAAUAUUAUUGUUGUUGAUCAAAAUCGAGUUAUUCAUUAUGCAAAAACGAAUCGAAUUAUUUGUAAAGUUUCAUUUAUUCGUCCACAAUGGGGCAUCAUUCAAUUAAGAAUUAGUUGGAGAGAAAAAUGGUUUGGUAUGGAAGGUGUUUCUUUAAUUGUAAAUCUUUUUAAAGAUCCCGUUUUACACAUGCCUCCAAAUGCAAGGAGUAUAGCUGUAUCUCAUAAAGGUCCUGAUACAAUGUAUUAUACUGAUAUGAAUGGAAAAAAACAUCCAGAUCCAUAUGUUGGUGUAACAAGUAUCUAUACACUCAAUGAUGAUGGCACAAGAAUUUUUUUUGCUGAUCCAUGGUUACAUAAUCAAUUUCAAAAUGAAUUAACUGGUCCUGAAGAGGGUCAAUUUAAAGCUGAAACAUUAGCUGCAAGUGGUUCAACUGUAAUGCUUUUUCAAAGAGCACGUAAUGAAUUUGGUCAAGAAAUUAAUAAAAUCUAUACACGUUUUGCAGAUUUUGAUAGUAUUGGAGCAAAUCCAGCAUUACGAGCAACAUAUAAUAAAAACAAUAAAAUACCAAUGAUACGUUAUAUACCAUCUGAAGAUUGGAUUCGACAACCGAGUAUAAUUCUUGAUGGACGAGCUCGUUUAACAAGAAAUAUAGCUGUACUUCAAAUUGGAUGGGGACAAAAUAAUCGACAAUUACGUGUUCAAGGUCAAGAUAUAAAUGGUCGAAAUGGUUAUUAUUUUAAAAAUACCUAUGAUAUGAUAUGGACAUUUGAAAUAACAAAUAACAUCCUUAUUGAAGAAGAAGAAUUUUUAUCUAAUUCUAUUCCGCAUAUAGGAUUUGAACAAGGUCCUCAAAUAAUUGAAAAUUACACAAAUGGUAUAUUAAAAUCUCGUACUAAGAACAAAUUAUUAGAAAUUACUUUAGAAAAUUUUUCUAGAAGAGGUCUUAAUGAAAGAGGUUUACAUACAAAAUUAGUUCUUACAUUGGAAAAUGGUUUUCAAUUAUCUUUACCACUCUAUGCUAGACGAGGAUGGAAAAGUUUAAUAGGUAUUUCAGGUGAUAAUAUUUGGAAAUUAAUAAUUCCAAACGAAUAUUAUGAUGAAGAAGAUGAACAAAUACGAGAAAUCUUACAUCGAAUCUUUAAAAAUAAACGAAGACAUCCAGUAAAUGUGUACGAAAGAGCUGAUGAAAUUCGUAUAACUAAUGUAUUUAGCAAUUUUAACAAAUUCGAAUUCACUUUCAGCAAUAAACUUCAUUGA